AUGGAACAGUUUGAGAACAUCCGCAACGAUCUUCCCGGUCAAUAUGGUUUGCCGCUCCGGCGAUAUUAUAAAGGAGAGCGCCGUUUCUGCUUCAAACGAGGUUCUGAUAGAGAGACCCCUGUCCAAAACCCCUCCAGUCAGCAGGUUAUGGGAGAGAAGCUGCUUGCAUCGACAUACCUAGAGACUGUUCUGUCCCCUCAUGGCUGGCAUCUGAAAGCCUAUCUAGCUUUCAAGAAGCACAACUGGAUGACCACUGGGGCUAAUGAUUUUUGUCAUUUCCUGUAUUGUGAUUUUUAA
Cylicocyclus nassatus is the source of this 297-nucleotide messenger RNA. The record is from the annotation of a GenBank genome assembly. Lineage: Eukaryota; Metazoa; Nematoda; Chromadorea; Rhabditida; Strongylidae.